Messenger RNA from Cucurbita pepo subsp. pepo (vegetable marrow), 2465 nucleotides. It is a transcript of the gene TPR9, whose product is annotated as Tetratricopeptide repeat (TPR)-like superfamily protein. The record is from RefSeq and is a predicted model, not a curated record. Lineage: Eukaryota; Viridiplantae; Streptophyta; Magnoliopsida; Cucurbitales; Cucurbitaceae. Gene Ontology annotation, molecular function: protein binding.
CUUAAGAGUUUCAAGACACAAGGAAAGGUCGACUCCGUGACAGUGUUCAUUCUUGGGAGCGUACAUUAUGGAGAAGCUGAAGUCACUGGUGCCGGAGAACUUGAAGCAGACGGUGGGUUCAAGCACCGUCGAUGAUCUUCCCUCAUCGUGUUCUUUCUUAUUACGCCUUUUUCAGCAAUCCCAGCUCUUCUUCCAAGUCAUCGGGGAUUUGGCAAUGGACCCUGAAAAUGCUCUCUGUGGUAAGAAAAAGGACGCUGCUCUGGAGUUGAAGCGCCAGGGAAAUCAAUGCUUCUUGAAGGGGGAUUAUGCUCCUGCGUUGGUUUAUUAUUCCCAGGCACUGCAAGUGGCUCCGAUGAAUGCUGUUGACAUGGAUAAGAAUUUGGUUGCAACCUUAUAUGUGAAUCGAGCAUCAGUUUUGCUUAAAAUGGAUCUGCAAUUGGAGUGUUUACGUGAUUGCAAUAGAGCACUUCAAAUUUCAUCAAACUAUGCAAAGGCAUGGUAUAGAAGAGGUAAAGCAAAUGCUAGUAUGGGAAAUUUUCAUGAUGCUAUCCGUGACUUUCAAAUGUCUAAGAGUGUGGAGGUAUCAUUCAAUGGAAAGAAACAGGUAGACGACGAGUUGAAGAUCAUCCAACGUCAGCACAAGAGGUCAAAUACAGUACUGGAACAUAGCAACAACAACAAAUUAGACGAUUUUGAUGAGCCAAUUCAAGUAAAAUUACAUGUCACCACGUCGAAUAAAGGUAGAGGAAUGGUUUCACCCAUUGAGAUACCUCCAUCAUCCUUGGUCCAUGUUGAAGAACCUUAUGCCUUGGUAAUAUUGAAGCAUUGUAGAGAAACUCACUGCCAUUACUGCUUGAAUGAGCUACCAGCAGAUAAAGUACCCUGUCCAUCAUGCUCGAUUCCUCUGUACUGCUCACAACGUUGCCAAAUACAAGCCGGGGGACGAAUGUUACAAAACGUUCCAGAUAAUAAAGAGAUUUUAAAAGAUCUAUCUGAUGACCUCAGAAAGUAUGUUCAAGAAAUAACUUUGCCCAGUUUUGCUGACUUAAGGACUGAUGAUGUUCCUGAACAUAAACAUGAAUGUGAUGGUGUGCACUGGCCUGUAAUUUUGCCAUCUGAAAUAGUUUUGGCUGGGCGAAUAGUGGCUAAAUUUGUAGGACAGGGAGGUGUCUUUGCAGAUGCUUCUAACCUUGUGGAUAUGUUGAAUCUUUCACACCAUUUUUCGGAAAUGCACGCUGACAGCAAGCUGGAGUGUAUCAUCUAUUCCAUUAUAUUAUCAAGUUGUCUUCGGCAAUUUUUCCCCUCUCAACUUCCAGUAAAUGAGAACACUAUCUCGCAGAUUGUCAUACUUAUAUCCCAAAUCAGAACAAAUUCUAUAUCUAUUGUCCGUAUGAAAUCCUUCGAUGCACCGGGGUCACGAGAUCAGUCUGGAAGAUUAUCUAGCGUGGUUCCUUUUACUUGUAAUAUGGAACAAGUCAGAGUAGGUCAAGCUAUUUAUACAACUGGAAGCUUGUUUAACCAUUCAUGCAAACCGAACAUCCAUGCAUAUUUCAAUUCACGUACCCUCUUUAUUCGGACAACUGCGUCCGUGACAGUGGGGUGCCCCCUAGAGUUGUCAUACGGUCCACAGGUUGGUCAAUUGGACUGCAAAGACCGUCUUAAGUUGCUAGAGGAUGAGUACUCUUUCAAAUGUCAGUGUAGUGGUUGCUCAAUGGUGCAUAUACCUGACCUUGUCCUCAAUGCAUUUUGUUGCAUUAAUUCAAGCUGCUGUGGCGUAGUCUUGGAUAGAUCCAUCUUCAACUGUGAAAACAAGAAAACCAAGGACUAUCUUACGGUCGACGAACAAAGUAGGCUUGAGCCUUUCAUGCUGACUGACAGCUUCCUUCAUGCUGGUCCUAGCCAUUGUUUGAAGUGCGGAUCUUAUCGUAAUAUAAAAUCAUCUCGUUCGACUGUGGACGAGGCCUGGAUUCACUUUACGAGGUUGCAGCAGGAGAUAAAUUCAAAUAGGGUAUCCGAGACGACAGUCUCAGAUGCUUUGAGAGCCCUGUGCUCACUGAAGUCUACAUUGCAUGCAUAUAAUAAGCGUAUAGCAGAAGCUGAAGACAAUCUGUCACAGGCCUUCUGUUUGCUUGGAAAACUCGAGCUGGCAGCGGACCAUUGUAAAGCAUCAAUUCGGAUUCUAGAGAAGUUGUAUGGCGAAAACCAUAUCACCAUUGGCAACGAACUCUUGAAGCUGUCUUCCAUUCUGUUGUCUGUGGGUGACUGCAAUGGUGUGGAGUGCAUUAAACGAUUGAGUGAAAUUUUCAGGUGUCAUUAUGGAUGGCAUGCCAACGCAAUGUUCCCAUUUUUGAACAUCUUGGAGGAAGAAACUCACAAAUUUGUCAGCACAGAUGUUUGAUCACAACGUGCAUGGAACCCAAAUUUGUCAACUGUUCGAUCUUUUUUUUUUUUUUUUUUUUUUUUUU